UCCAUGCAUCUUUUCACCUGUAUAAAUCAACUAUGCUUACUACCCCAAACCCCGCCAACAAACAACAAAAAAUCAGAUAACAAUUAAUAAUAUCAAUCAUCCUCAGCUACGUACCACCAUGCCGCUACCAGCACCGCCGCCAGCACAACAGCAGGGGCAGCGGCAGCGCCACCCGUUCCUGGUGAGAAGCAUCGCCGGUGUUCUGCUAGCGCUCAUACUCAUCACCGGCCUGGCGGUUCUCAUCAUCUGGCUCUCAGUGCAGCCAAGAAAGCUGAGAUACUCCAUCGAAGAGGGCUCCAUCAGCGGCUACAACCUGACCAACGACCGCCUCAACUCCAACUUCCACUUCGUCCUCCGGGCCGAAAACCCCAACAAGAGGAUAUCCUUGUACUACGACAGGAUCGACGUGACGGUGUCGUAUGAGGAUCAGAAGCUGUCUGUGAACAAUGUCCACCCGUUUUAUCAGCGCAGGAGGAAUAUCACGCAUUUGGAUUUGGAUUUGGUGGCGAAGGAUGCAGUGCUGUAUGGGGCUGUGGCCCGAGAUUUGAAAAUGGAGCGGGGCUCCGGGAGUGUUGACUUGGACGUGAAGAUCCGGGCCAAGAUCAGGUUGAAGGUUGGGGUUUUCAAGAUCCAUCGCAAGCUUAAGGUUGAAUGUGGGCCAAUAACGGUGCCGUUUUCACCGUCUAAGGGUUUUGAGAGGGUUUUCUGCGAUGCAGAUAUUGAUUAAGAUGAAUGAAGAAUAAUUAACG
This is a messenger RNA of Sesamum indicum (sesame), 749 nucleotides long. RefSeq lists its product as uncharacterized. The record is from RefSeq and is a predicted model, not a curated record. Gene Ontology annotation, biological process: defense response to other organism. Gene Ontology annotation, cellular component: plasma membrane. Lineage: Eukaryota; Viridiplantae; Streptophyta; Magnoliopsida; Lamiales; Pedaliaceae.